This is a messenger RNA of Astyanax mexicanus (Mexican tetra), 2886 nucleotides long. Its product is annotated as somatostatin receptor type 2. NCBI's taxonomy places the organism in Eukaryota, Metazoa, Chordata, Actinopteri, Characiformes, Acestrorhamphidae. Gene Ontology annotation, cellular component: membrane; neuron projection. Gene Ontology annotation, molecular function: somatostatin receptor activity; neuropeptide binding. The record is from RefSeq and is a predicted model, not a curated record. The transcript is spliced from 2 exons. Gene Ontology annotation, biological process: cellular response to glucocorticoid stimulus; neuropeptide signaling pathway; cellular response to estradiol stimulus. Bases 350 to 1465 code for a protein of 371 amino acids.
UCUCUCUCUCUCUCUCUCUCUCUCUCUGUCUCUGAGCUCGUGCGGAGCUCCGUGCGCGCGCUGUGAUUGCAGAGCAGUCAGUGCUCAUCUUCAGCACGAGCUCCACUUACCUGAGCACGCGCUCCACAGAGCAGAUCCUCAAGCGCGCGCGCGCUGUCCCCAACAGAGGAAUUACUAUCUCCUAUCUAACCCUGAUCAUCCCUCAACAUCUCCACUGAACAUCUCCACUAAAUAUCUCCACACGUCUCCUCCAGAAUGAACUGGACUCUACCAGCGACUCUACACGGUCUGACUGAAGGCGACGUGUCCACCAGUUCAAGAAUGUUGGGAAUCUGACAGAGGCGACGCCAUGGAUCCCUGGAUAUUUCCAUCCUCGCCCCCCAACCUGACCGAGCCCCCCAUGUACGACAGCUACAUGCUGAGCAACGACUCGGACCCGCCCCCAAAGAACAACACCGACAACGACAACCCCAAUCCCGGCACGGUGGUGAUCACCUUCAUCUACUUUGUGGUUUGCGCCGUAGGGCUCAGCGGUAAUACCCUGGUUAUCUACGUCAUCCUGCGCUACGCCAAGAUGAAGACGGUCACCAACAUCUACAUUCUCAACCUGGCUGUGGCCGAUGUGCUCUUCAUGUUGAGUCUGCCGUUCAUCGCCAUCCAGCUGGCUCUGGUGCACUGGCCUUUCGGUUUGGCGCUGUGCCGCGUGGUCAUGACCGUUGACUCUUUGAAUCAGUUCACCAGCAUCUUCUGCCUGAUGGUGAUGAGCAUUGAUCGCUACCUGGCCGUGGUGCACCCCAUCAAAUCCACCAAGUGGAGAAAGCCUCGGGUGGCCAAGACCAUCAACCUGGCGGUGUGGGGGGUGUCUCUACUCGUCAACAUGCCCAUCGUCAUCUACAGCGGCUUGAUCACCAAACCAGGCGGCUGUUUCUGCACCAUCGUUUGGCCGGAGCCGGAGGAGGCGUACUACACCGCCUUCAUGUUCUACACCUUCUUCCUGGGCUUCUUCCUGCCGCUGUUGGUGAUCUGCUUGUGCUACCUGCUCAUCAUCGUCAAGGUGAAGUCCUCCGGGAUACGGGUGGGCUCGUCCAAGCGUAAGCGCUCCGAGCGGAAGGUGACGCGAAUGGUCUCCAUCGUGGUGGCCGUCUUCGUCUUCUGUUGGCUGCCUUUCUACGUCUUCAACGUGACGUCGGUGACGGGCUCCAUCAGCACCACACCCAUCCUGAGGAGCACCUUCGCCUUCGUGGUGGUGCUGGGAUACGCCAACAGUUGUGCCAACCCUAUUCUGUACGCCUUCUUGUCGGAGAACUUCAAGAAGAGCUUCCAGAACGUUCUGUGCCUGAAGAAGGUCGGCGGACUCGAUGAGAUUGAGCGCAGCGACAGUCGGCAGGACAAGUCGCGAAUGAUGAACGACCCUACGGAGACCCAGAGCACGCUGCUGAACGGAGACCUGCAGACCAGCAUCUGAGCUUGGUUACUUCUGAAUGUCCUGAAUGUCCUGAAAGUCCUGAACGUCCAGGGAAACACUUGUUUAGUCCAAGUUUAGAGUGUUUGGGUUUCAAAACCCAACAGAUUCAGGUCAAAGUACUCAAAGUCAACUUGCGUUACCAGUGUCAGGAUUGGAAUUGGGUCGUUUUAUUGAACUCCUUUUAUUGAACCCAUUGGUGGGUCAUCUUAAACAUCUUGUCCAAAAGAUAUAAGAAGUCAUGUUCCUUAUUUUUCAGGAACAUUCAGAACUUCCUAAAGUCUGUUCAAGAUGAGGUUACAACAAAAUCAUUGAAUUGUUGGACUAAACGACUAAUCAUUUCAGUUGCUAAUAAGUUUUUGAUGUGUAACCCUGCAUUGACAAGUCAAGACAAGACAAAACAAGACAAGACAAGACAAUCAACAAAAGAGUGUUACAUUAGUGGAAUUCGAGAUGGAAUUUCGAGAUGGAACUGAGCAAACACUCUAGAGUCUGGAGUGGUGGUGGUUGGCAGCCAUUGGCGCCAAAUUUGGUGCCAAAACUGGGUUUCGAACCCACAACCUGGUCAUCUACAACCCAGUGCCCAACCAAACCCUACAGUAUUGUACUCAAACAGGGCCUGUCUUUCCUAAAGUGUCCUAUAAUUGAGUAACUUCAAACAGAAGAGCAUGGUGACCAUGCCGUUCUCCAAAUAACAGAAGGUCAGACUGACAGCAGACCCAUAUAAGGAGGUUUGGAGUUGGGUUGCCUGCAGCUGAGAAUUUGCUCCUGAAAAACAAACAGGCGACCGGAACAGGAGUUCACCACCGCCGCCGCCGCCAGCGCUGGACGUAGAUGGAAUUUGGCCUCCACCUUUGAUCCAUCUGUUGUGUGAACACACAGACACACAAACACUGAAACUGAUAUGGUCAUGCUGGAGUGGUGGGCAGCCAUUGCCUUUCUGAAAAAGAGAUAGAAAAGGAGAAAAAAGUCCACUUUUUCCAAGAGUGGAAGCUUGAAGCUUGAAGAACAUGGGUAUCAAACCUACAUCCAUCAUAACCUGGCAAUCGAUAACUUAUUAUUGAUUCAACUGCUGAGCCAACACUGCACAGAAAAAAAGAUAAUGCGUAAAAUUUACUAAAAAAAAGCAGUUUUGCAACUUUCUGCAUUUGCUUUUUUAAGUAAAUUAAAUUUCAGAUAAGUUUAAGUAACUUCAACUCAGUUUCAAGACUUAAAUAGAGUUACACAGAGUAAAUAAGAGAACUGAACUUCAGUCAAUCCUUUCUUUUAGUAAACUUUACUUCAUUUAUUUUUACUAAAUCAAUCCUUUCUUUUAGUAAACUUUACUUCAUUUAUUUUUACUGAAUCAAUCCUUUCUUUUAUUAAACUUUACUUCAUUUAUUUUUACUGAAUCAAUCCUUUCUUUUAGUAAACUUUACUUCAUU